Baudoinia panamericana UAMH 10762 is the source of this 1293-nucleotide messenger RNA. RefSeq lists its product as uncharacterized. The record is from RefSeq and is a predicted model, not a curated record. The transcript has a single exon. NCBI's taxonomy places the organism in Eukaryota, Fungi, Ascomycota, Dothideomycetes, Mycosphaerellales, Teratosphaeriaceae. Bases 11 to 1162 code for a protein of 383 amino acids.
CAAGAAGAAAAUGGGCACGUUAUUACGAUCACUCACUGACCGUCUCACGCCAAAUGCAUCUUCUGUGAACCUCUCGGAGAAGGUUCAGCGAGAUGAUGGCUUCUAUACCGCUAAGACGACGGACGCCCUGUUUCCGCGCACAAAGCCGGAGAUAGAUGGCGAGGAGUGUCUGCAUGACUGCGAAUCAUGUACGGUACACUACCCGCGCAAAUUCGAAAUCGACGAGGAUGACAAGCUGUACGGGCAGAUCAACGGAUGGGAUCGGCAUUUAAUCGUAGCCACAGGGAAGACGGAUUGGGUGAGAGAUGUGGAGGAGGAGAAGGGCAGCGUGAUGGAGGCUGUAGGCAAGCACCGAGAGGCAGUGCAGGGUGGGAAGCUGAUGUUGAGUGCGUCGAAUAUGCCAACGCCGUCAGACUUUCAUGGAGAGGGCGAUGGGAAGGGGACAUAUCAUCGGGCGACAACCGUGCUACUGCUACCUGCUUUCCAAUUCGUGGAUAACGUGACGCCAGAGAAGACGCCAGCGCUUAUUCAAAGCGUCAUCAACAAAGCAUCAACGAACACACAACCUCUGCCAACUACUGGUAACCUCGUGAACGGCCAUUCCGAUGAGCCCAAGUCGUCUGCAGACCUACCGUCCCUUGCCAGCUUACAGAUAUCGCAAGAAUCGCUCCCUGACGGCCUAUCGCUACGAUCUUGCCCGCACAAGUACCUGAUACUUCUCUGUUCGCAAGCAACGCGUGACGCUCGCUGUGGUCAGUCUGCGCCUCUACUUCGCCGAGAGUUCGAGCGCCACCUCCGCCCACUUGGCCUUUACCGUGACCUCGGCGACGAGCGACCGGGUGGAGUAGGCAUCUACUUCAUCAGCCAUGUUGGAGGUCACAAGUACUCCGCAAAUAUGCUUGUCUACCGCCGCGCUGAGGUCAGCAGAUCGGUGGAGGAGCAAAUGGAAAACGGCACCGAUGCAGGUGUAGGUGGGAUGGUGGGUGGCAGAACCAAGAGCCAGGAAGUUGGCGAGGCGGCGCAGUGCAUAUGGCUUGCGCGGAUACGCCCGGAAGACUGUGAGAAUGUUGUUCGUUUCACAGUAUUGCAAGGGAAGGUUGUGAAGCCAGAGCGGCAGCUGAGGGGUGGCUUCGACCGAGAAAAGUGCAUUGUGAGCUGGUGAUAAUGGCCGAAUCCGAAGUGCUUCCGAGCCUUUGUACACAUCAAUUGACUAAAUAUCGAAGCUUACCUCCUUCACCCUCGACAAGCAGUCGCUCCGGCCCGCCUUUCGUGCUCCUUGGUGCCCCUCGGUCG